CCAAUGCAAUCAUUGCUAAGCCUUGUGCCAAUGCAUUCGAGAAGCACGCUGCCCCAUCAGGAAGGUGUCGGAAGCAGCGGGUGAAUCGUGCAAUACUCAAUGCAGAUACUACUCCAUGCCGAUGUACGAAUUCACUCCCCAUCCUCAACCAGGCCUUGCCGUCGAUGAGACACAGCCUACAGCAGAUCGGGUUUCUGUAAUCUGCCUCCAUGAUCCACAAGGUAUAGAACUGCAUCUCAAACAGGUACUCGCACUUGGGAUCCACAUUCGAAUCUGCUUUCCAAAUUGCGCCGUCGGUCCUAUUAGAGGAAACCAAUGUCUACUGUUUAAUUGCAGUGUCUGUGGGUCGUCAGCGGAUUGUGCAAGUGGUACUCGUCUCCAAGCUGGUCGAAAGCAAUCCAUUGCCUGGCUUGGGGCACAAAUAGGACAUUCUAGGUAUUUUCCGGCUGCAGCUCGCACCAUUGUUGCCUGUGUCGCCCGCAUUCGCCGAGCAAAAACAGCAACCAGAAACAUCAGCAGCAUGUCUGAUGCAAUGACCAUCCUUGCAUUGCAUGUUUCGCAUACGCUCAUCCACCCCGCUGCUCAAGCACCAACGGACACAGGUAUCAAUACAGCCACCCCAGUGACCAGUGACAUUCUGGAAAAGACAAGGGCAAUUGUGAAUUUUUGCAGCAAUGCGUGUCACUUUGCGGAUAUGGUGUUGGUGGCGUGUGGCAUCUGAGGCAUGCGCGAAAGAUCCUGGUGAUGCAACGAUUUACUAUGCCCACAACCAAUCCCUCAGGCAUGCUGCUGAGGUGCCAUGAUCAAGCGGAGCAUGCUGCAUACCCAUGGGGUUAGAA
This is a messenger RNA of Linderina pennispora, 839 nucleotides long. RefSeq lists its product as uncharacterized. The record is from RefSeq and is a predicted model, not a curated record. The transcript has a single exon. The coding region runs from base 116 to 721 and encodes 201 amino acids. Lineage: Eukaryota; Fungi; Kickxellomycota; Kickxellomycetes; Kickxellales; Kickxellaceae.